AUGCCCGACAAUACCAACGACAAUAUCGAGGAAGGCACGCAGGUGUACCGACCGGGAGGAUUUCACCCUGUUUAUAUCAAUGAUGUCUUUAAAGACCGGUACAAGGUCCUGAAUAAGAUUGGAUAUGGUGUCUAUUCGACAGUCUGGCUUGUCAGAGACCUACAGCCGGUACAACCUGGCAUUGAAAAUGAGUUCCGAGCUCUGAAGGUGCUCAGCGCCGAGUGUUAUGAUGGCACGCAAGCCCCCAUUUUCGAACGGGAGAUCUUGACUCAUCUCCAGAACGGGGACCGCAAUCAGCUGGGCUACAACCACGUCUGCCAUCUGCUAGAUGACUUUGAGCACCACGGACCUAAUGGAACUCACGUCUGCUUGGUUUUUGAGCUGAUGGGCGAGACGCUACGGAGCUUCGGCGCUUGGUUCAUUGAAAGUAGACUUCCGAACUCGGUGAUGCGCAGGUUCACCAUCCAACUCCUACUGGCGCUUGAUUUUGCUCACGAACAUCAUGUUAUUCAUACAGAUAUAAAACCGGAUAACAUUUUCGUCAAGUUUAGGGAUUUUUCCCUUAUAGAAUCUGGUUAUCUGGCCGAGGUCGCCAUUCCCAAACAGAAUCGGUCCGAGGAACAGUACUCAGUCAUCCCCUCAAUCCCCUUACGCCGCUAUUACUUCAACGAAACUGACAAUACGCGCGUUGCUGAAUUUGAUAUUGCCCUUGGAGACUGGGGCGUCUCCAGCUGGGAAGACCGACAUCUCAGCGAGAUUAUACAGCCUGUAGCGCUUCGAUCUCCCGAAGUUCUAAUACAGGCCCCGUGGGACGCGAGCACCGACUGGUGGAACCUCGGGUGUGUCGUAUUCGAGGUCUUCCGGGCAGUUCGCAUGUUCAGCGGAUCGGCCCCGCCAGACGGCCAUUAUGAGCUCAAGGAACACUUACGAGAGAUUGUGGAUCUAUUCGGGCCAUUUCCUAAGGAGCUUUUAGGGAGAGGAAACAAGGACAUUGUUCAGGACAUAUUUGAUGAUAAUGGCCGGAUCAAGAACUCGCUGCCAAUGAACCGGCCGGGGCUGGCGUCGGAAGCAUUCCUGCCAGGUCUCGACCAAGGCGUCAGGGAUGAGUUCGUCUCCUUUUUGCACGCGAUGAUGAAAAUCAAUCCCACUGAUCGAAUUUCCGCUGAGGACCUCUUGCGACACCCUUGGCUGGGUGCACUUCGGUAA
This is a messenger RNA of Penicillium roqueforti, 1206 nucleotides long. Its product is annotated as serine/threonine-protein kinase. Gene Ontology annotation, molecular function: protein kinase activity; ATP binding. The transcript is spliced from 3 exons. The record is from RefSeq and is a predicted model, not a curated record. Gene Ontology annotation, biological process: protein phosphorylation; regulation of mRNA processing; spliceosomal complex assembly. Bases 1 to 1206 code for a protein of 401 amino acids. Lineage: Eukaryota; Fungi; Ascomycota; Eurotiomycetes; Eurotiales; Aspergillaceae.